Messenger RNA from Closterium sp. Naga37s-1, 1818 nucleotides. NCBI's taxonomy places the organism in Eukaryota, Viridiplantae, Streptophyta, Zygnematophyceae, Desmidiales, Closteriaceae. The record is from the annotation of a GenBank genome assembly.
AUGUUUGUGUACUUCUUUCUCGACCUGCCUAUUCUUACUAGUAGUGAUAGGCAGCACGUUACUAGCCGCCACCUCCCCACCUCGCCUCCGCGCCUCUUCGCGGGAGCGCCACCUCGCCUCCUCGCCUCCACGCCAAGUUUCCACCCCGCCAGCACGCCACCGCACCAGGGUGCCCUUCCCCACUUUUACUUUCCCACCCGUUCCUCUUCCCCCACCCCAUCACCCUACUUUCCCGCCAAUCCCUCUCUCCGCCGCCUUCGAGUUCGGCACCACAUCACGCUUCCUCCUCCCCCUCUCACUCAGCGUCACCGCAAAAACUCCUUCUCUCCUUCCCCUCCCCAGCCCUCCAUGCCUGCAGUCUCACUCUCACCUGACCCUCUCGACACCACCACACUCAUCCUCCUCUUUCAAUACCCACCACACCACUCAGCACGAGCAGCUGCAGCCCCGACCCUCGCAUCCUCGCCACCACGCCUCCUUGCCUCUAUGCCUCCUCGCCUCUCUGCCUCCUCGCCUCUCUGCCUCCUCGCCUCUCUGCCUCCUCGCCUCUCUGCCUCCUCGCCUCUCUGCCUCCUCGCCUCUCUACUCUCACUCCUCUACUCUCACCCCUCUACUCUCACCCCUCUACUCUCACCCCUCUACUCUCACCCCUCUACUCUCACGCCUCUACUCUCACGCCUCUACUCUCACGCCUCUACUCUCACCCCUCUACUCUCACGCCUCUACUCUCACCCCUCUACUCUCACCCCUCUACUCUCACCCCUCUACUCUCACCCCUCUACUCUCACCCCUCUACUCUCACGCCUCUACUCUCACGCCUCUACUCUCACGCCUCUACUCUCACCCCUCUACUCUCACCCCUCUACUCUCACCCCUCUACUCUCACCCCUCUACUCUCGCCCCUCUACUCUCACGCCUCUACUCUCACCCCUCUACUCUCACCCCUCUACUCUCACCCCUCUACUCUCACGCCUCUACUCUCACGCCUCUACUCUCACCCCUCUACUCUCACGCCUCUACUCUCACCCCUCUACUCUCACCCCUCUACUCUCACCCCUCUACUCUCACCCCUCUACUCUCACGCCUCUACUCUCACGCCUCUACUCUCACCCCUCUACUCUCAUGCCUCUACUCUCACCCCUCUACUCUUGCCGGUCGCUCUCAUCUGUGACCUCACCUCUUCCUCAUCACUCUCCCAUCCUUACUGCAGGGAACCAUGUGCUGUCAUGUCCCAUGUGUCAAUGCUCAUGCUCCCCAUCUUCACUCCUCACCUCACAUCCUCGCAAUCAUGCCCGCUGUGCCCUCCAUACCACAGGUGCCGCCUGUCAUCAACAACCUCACAUCGCCAUCUGGCAUGCACAUGCGGGUGGGUAUGGGUGUGCGCUCUUCCUCCCCUCUCUCCCCACUUCAUCCCCUAAUUCCUCUCUUCCACGCCUUGGCGCUCCCAAUCUGCCCUCUCACUUCUCAUUCCAUCCUCUCUCCUCCCUGCCCUCCAAUUUCCUCAAGGCAACCAUUCUCUCCUCUCUGUUCUGCCUCUUUCACCCGUGCCCUCGAUUCUCCUCAAUGGCGGCAGGCACACGGCCAAUUGCCCCACACUUUGCUGCCCCACACUUCUCUGCCCCACGCUCUGCUGCCCCACUCUCUCCUGCCCCACGCUCUGCUGCCCCACUCUCUCCUGCCCCACUAUCUGCUGCUCCACACUAUUAUGCUGCACCGUGCCCUUCUGCCAUGCACUCUGUUGCCCAACGCUCUGCUGCCCCACCCUCUGCUGCCCCACCCAUUGCCCCCACUCCAUCUUCGUUCAUCAUCGCGUGUUGA